AUGCAUUUCCGAGGGGUGAGGAAGCGGCCCUGGGGGCGCUACGCGGCGGAGAUACGCGACCCCGUCAAGAAGAGCCGCGUGUGGCUGGGCACAUUCGAUACGGCCGAGGCGGCAGCCAAGGCCUACAACGCUGCCGCUCGCGAGUUCCGAGGGACCAAGGCCAAGACUAACUUCCCCCGCACCGCCGACGCCUGCGGUAGCCCCAGCAGCCAGAGCAGCACCGUCGUCGAGUGCUCUGGAAACGAUGCCGCGCCGCGGCCGCCCCCCUCCCAGCUCGACGCCAACCUCGUCUACAGCGGCGGCGGCGCUUGCGCAUCCGGCGGCACGCCGUUUGCCUUCCAACCAUUUUCGCUCUUCUACUUUGACCAAAUCACCAGAUCCGGGACGAUGCCGGCGUCAGCGGUGGCGGCGGCGACUCACCGUCAUAUGCCGCCUCUAUGCCGGCCGAUGGUCGUCGCCUGCUUCCAGCCGCCGCGCGAAGUAACCGCCCGUAGCGACUCGGAUUCCUCCUCCGUCGUGGAUCCACAACCGGACCGCUGGUCACCGGCGCCGCAGCCACUUUCCAAGACGUCACGUCUCGAACUGGAUCUCAACCUCCCGCCGCCAGAGACGGUGGAGUGA
This is a messenger RNA of Zingiber officinale, 621 nucleotides long. RefSeq names its product ethylene-responsive transcription factor 8-like. The coding region runs from base 1 to 621 and encodes 206 amino acids. Gene Ontology annotation, molecular function: DNA-binding transcription factor activity; DNA binding. Lineage: Eukaryota; Viridiplantae; Streptophyta; Magnoliopsida; Zingiberales; Zingiberaceae. The record is from RefSeq and is a predicted model, not a curated record. Gene Ontology annotation, biological process: regulation of DNA-templated transcription. The transcript has a single exon.